AUGGCGGAGGCCAUCGGCUUGGCCGCUAGUAUCGCUGGCCUCGUGCAACUCACUGGAUCUGUCUUCAAACUGCUCACCAAGUUCUGCAAGGAAGCCAAAGAUGCACCGUCAAAAGCCCAAGACCUCGCCAUCCAGACAAGAGAUCUUGCUGGAAUUUUCGAAAACCUGAGAUUGUUGGCUUCGGCGUUGGAAGAGCGAGAGUCCAAUCCAGCGCUCAAACCGCAACAUCUCGAGUCGUGUCAGAAGACAUUGAAUGAGAUUAGUAACAAGCUUGACAACGCGCUUUCUGACUUUGAUGGCGGCAAAUCAGCACGGCGUUUCGUUCGCAGGUUGAAAUGGCCCUUUUCACUGCAGGAGACAAAAGAUUUGGUCGCCGAGCUGGCCAAUCAUCGCGCCAAUCUUCAACUUGCUCUCGCUGCAGAUAGUAUGGACGCUUUGAUCAAGAGUCUGGCCAAGCAGGAUGAAAUUCAUAGCAUAAUCGAAAGAAGGAUCAGUUUUGAGACUCGAGUAGAGCUCAACAAGCGGCGCAAAGAGGUCAUGAACUUCUUCCUGCGUAUAAAACCUCAGGACUAUCUCGAUGUUAGUCGCGAGCUCCGGCAUGAAGCGACUGGGUCUUGGCUUACCAGCGACGAUUCAACCUUUGAAAGGUGGAAGAAUGGAUCAAACUCUCAAUUGUGGCUCAGCGGUAUCCCAGGCAGCGGAAAGACUGUUCUGUGUGGACUUGUCAUAGAGACUGUUCUUGAACAGAGCGAUGAUAUGACUGCAGUGUGUUUCGCGUUCUGCGACUACAAAAACCCGGACUCGUGUCUCCCCGAAAAUAUCCUGGCCGCACUUGCAGUCCAACUUGGUCUCCAAGGCGAGGAAGCCUUUGACCUUCUCGAUGAAUACUUCGACAUGCUCCAUCCCGAUGAUAAGCUCCCUACCAAACCAAGAUUAGACGACCUUAUGGAGCUCUUUGGAUCCAUGUCUGAAGCUUAUAAGAAAGUAUUUGUUAUCGUUGAUGGGCUAGACGAAUGCGGUGGUCAGGUAGCUCGUAUGACCCGGUCCUUGAAAGCUAUAGUAGAUGGAUCUGAGACUGUCAGCUCUGCCUUCUUUAGCCGAAAGGAAGAAGAGAUCCGUGAGCAACUCGCUGAGGGGUUUGAACACAUUGAGGUUUCAGCCCAUGUGAGGGAUUUGGAAGACUACACACUUGCAGAAGUCAGCAAGCGAAAGGUACUCAAAAGCAUCGAACGGACGAACCCGGAUCUCUAUAAGGAUAUCCUUCAUACUUUAGUGCACGGAGCUCAAGGAAUGUUUCGGUGGGUGGCUUGCCAGAUCGACCAUAUCUGUAGCCUCCCCAAUAACAAAGCUCGAAAGAGAGCUUUAACCGAGCUUCCACCAACUCUGAACGAGACUUACGAUCGUGUUUUACAAAGGGUCAUGCAAUGUCCGCCUGAAACACAGACCUGUGUCAGAAGAGCUCUUCAAUGGACAGCACUGGGAUCACCCAAGAUGAACAUCGCCAGUUUAUGCGAAGCAGUGUCGUUUCACCAAGACAUGGAUGCAUUCGAAGACGAUGAUAUCAUUGAGCCUGAGGUUAUAUCACGUAAUUGCGGAUGUCUGCUACGAAAGUCUUUAGACGGAAAUUACUUCGAGUUUGCCCACUUCACAGUCUUGGAAUACCUAGAACGGACUGAAGUCGGCGACUUUCGAUACUAUGAAGAGGAUGCUUACCGGUCAUUCGCGCAAACUUCGAUUAGUUACCUGUUGCUUCCACACUUCGAUCGGGUGCCGACUAUCAUUGAUACAGUCGAGGAAGCUUACGCCAAAGAAAGGAACCAAAAGCACCCUUUCUACAAGUUCGCCGUCUUUACCCCUCUGGGAGUACAGAGAAGCACAACUUCCUAUCUCAUCCACCUGAGAGUCAUGGAAGAAGAAACUGUGCUGGAACUUCUCAAGCGCCUCUUCGAUAUCCACAAGACUGGCAACUUCAGAGCAUGGGCUCACGCAGUACUUUCUGGGGGACAGAGCGUACUGUCUGGGGGACAGAGCGAACUGUCGACUAUGCAUCAGCUGUCAAAUGGCCCGUUGCAUUUCGCUGUGUUUCUGCUAAGUCCCAAUCUGUGCCAAUUUCUCAUUGACAAUGGUGUCGAUGUGAAUUUAGUGCGAGGUGAUGCCACUCCGCUCGCCAUGACGAUCGCCAUGACGAUCGCUGCUCUGGAAGAUGAAGGAUUCCUCCAGGAAAAGAUGGAAGACCCUCAUGUCAUGGAACAAAUGGCUCGCACUAUCAACGUUCUCUUGGAUAAUGGCGCUGAUACUUCAUUUGUCACCAAGGGCCAUAGUUGCAUGGCUUAUGCCAUUGACUCGUUGUCAGGUCAUUGCCUUCUCCAAUUCAUUCGUCCAACAUCUGCCGUGCCAGAAGAUGCAGUCACAGCCUUUUUGAAGUUUGAGUGCAAUGAUGAGUCCGAUGACUUGGUACUCGAGGCUAUACUUCGUUUAGCUGUUGGGGAUGAAGCUUUCCCUCAGUGGCAACCACUAGCAGCCACUGCGUUGUCUUUCUCUCGUGCUCGUGGCCUCACUUUAUCGCAAAUGGCUCUCAGCCCUACAGCUUAUAGGUAUAGUGACCUUGGGUAUCGACAAGCACUUGAGAUUGCUGCCAAGUUUGGAUUAGUCGACGAGCUGGCGACACUCAUCUCGGAUUCACGUUAUGGCGGCGUUGUUGCCAAGGCUAACGGUUUCGAGUUACUCAGUGCCGCGGCUAGAAGCACAUCAGCCAACAGCGGCAAGAUAGCCGAGAUACUUCUUGGAUCUGGUAUUAAUCCAAAUGUCUGUGGUAUCUCUGAACAAAACUGUUUGCACAUCAGCUGUAAUACAAAUAACACAGAGGUAGCCUCAGUUCUUCUUUCUCGAGGGGUCAAUCCCGGAUCUAAAGACGAAGAUGGCGAGAACUCAUGGCACGCAGCUUGUUAUAACGGACACGAAGAGAUCAUGACCCUGCUCCAGAAACAGGACGAAAACGCCUCGGUAAAUCUGGCUACUUUAGACAAAGAUGGCCGAACACCCUUUUCUGCUGCCCUUCAUGCCGGUCAUGGCAAGCUAGCACUCGAGUUAUUAAAGACCCUACCAGCCGAGGCAGAUUACUACGUGUCACAGAGCUCAAUAAUGAAUGAUGUCGCAUCAAUUGCUUCCUUGGAACUAUUGACUACAUUGCAAGAUAAAGGAAUUACAGACUUGGAUGUCUCGAAUGUGGAAACGACACCUAUGCACCAUCUGAGCGCCACAUGCACUCCAGAGUUUGCUCGAGCCUUGGCCGAAUGUUAUGAUCCGUUCUGUGCGGACAGCUCAGGGGAUUUCCCGUUUCAAGCGUUCUUCGAGCGCUGGCUUUAUCACAACACUUCUAUGGAGUUUGAUGAGACAAUACCUUUGGACCCCGAAAUGUUGAAGAUCCUCAUCCCAGAGGACAAUGAGUUUUCAAGUUCUGGUAAAGUGAAACAUGCUUGGGAACUUAUUUGUGCUGGCCUAGCGGUCGAAGAGAUCUGCUGCGACGCUGAUGACGAUGACCCUGAGGACAGAGGCUGUUACUAUUAUCUCUCUAGCGAUCUGACAACACUCUUUAAUCACGGCGUUCUCUCCUCGUAUGAGUGCACAAGAAAGAUAUCUGGUUUGGUUCCGCUAAUUGGAUACCUGAAGAAUUGUCCCAGCGAUCAAUUUUGCUCAACAUCGUUUGUCACUCUUGUAUCCCAAGUUGUGGACUCUUCAAAGCUCAGUACCUCGCUUGAGGCUGUCGACGACGGCUACCAUUUCUUCAGGUCAGCUAUUUUGACGGACAGUCCAGAGGUUAUUGUAAAGCUCAUUGAUCUCGGUGUUGACGUUCAUCGACCGGUCCCUGAGGAAAUGUCAAGCAAUCCCACGUCACUAUUUGAGAUAGCGUGUGGAGAAGCAAGUAUUGAAGCAUUCGAGGCCAUAUUGGACACUGGUGCUUCUGAAGGUAUCAACGCGGUUGGUCUGACUGGACAGAGCCCAUUGGAGCUAGUUGUCAAAGGUUCAAGCCCAGAUAAGAUAUUUCUGAUCAAAGGACUCGACGAUAAGGGACUUGUUCAGUCGACUAUCGCCCCCGCAACGCCGUUAAUAAUCGAGGCUACAAAGCAAAAUGACCUACCACUGGUGAAGUGCCUAUCGAAUAUUGGGUAUGACCCAUUUACUGUUGACGUUCAGGGCUGGGGAAUCCCCCAAUGGGCUGUCAAAAAACGUCAGCUUGAUAUACUCAGGUGGAUAGUCGAAAAGUCUUCUAGUCCAUCCCAGUGGCAACUCGCUCCUGCCUGCACCUGGAUAACUCCAAACGAAGCAAAGACACCGAUAGUUGAUGACGAAGUCAGUUUACUACACUUUGCAGCUAACGUGCCGGACUUCUUAUCAUACUUCUUGGAGAACCAGUUCUUCGAUAUCAAUAUUAGCACUCGCCACGGAAGAACAGCGCUUCACUGUGCAGCGAUGAAAAGUUCUAUGGCUUGCUGUCGGAUGUUAUUAGAUCAGGGGAUCAAUAUCUCCGCUCAAGACAAAGAUGGGAAACUUGCCGUAGACUAUGCCCUCGAGACUGGUUUCGACGACCUUGCCUCGUUUCUACUAGCAUCAGGCUCUCCUCUUCCCCGAGGCCAGGUUGCAGCAACAGGCGAAAUGAUAAAGGAUUUGACUUCCAACGAAGGACUUCAGCUCGCCCGAAGACGAGAAUUCGAAGCCGCCAUCACGAAUGGCGAUCUUGAGCAGUGCAAGGUGGCUGUCGGCCAGGGAUGUUUGAUCAACCAGCCUUUGCCAAGCUGUCACUCCUGCACCCCUAUCUUCACCGCUAUAAGAGCUCAGAAGCCAGUCAUCGUCAAUUGGCUACUCGACGAGGGUUCAAGCACAUGCAGCUUUUUUUGCAAACGUCACCCUACCCAAAAUCUGUUCACUCACGCUGUCACCGCCAUGGAGCCGUCAUCCUAUAUUGAGAAAUUCCUUUCAGCUGCUUUGAAGUCGCGAUCAAUUACUCGAGCACACCUUAUUGACGCCAUUUGCGACUGCAUUAGUAGAGGGAACUCCAAUGUCCUGAAGCUCAUACUGGGUCAUUGCAGAGAGAAUAUCGGUGAAUACUACAAUGCCUGGAAGGGUUACCUGAGUUCUGCCCUCGGCCCUGAUUCAGCUCAGCAGUUCACAUCCGCACUACUCAAUCACCAUAAUCCGGUGGUCUUCCCGCAUAGGACGCCAUUGCAAGUCGCAGCGGCAACUGGAAAGGUUAAGAUGGUGAAGUUCUUGAUUCAGCAAGGCGCUGAUCUAAACGUGUUUGAUAACCAUCACGACACCCCUUUGAUCAUCGCAGCCAGACACAACCAUGUCCUUGUUGUGAGGGAACUUUUACAACAUAAAGCCAUUGCUGGAACGAGCAACAUGUUUGGUAACACUGCCAUGUCGUUGGCUGUUCUCAUGGGUCAUUUAGACGUUGCGAAACUGUUAGCAGAAGAGCGACCAUCUACAUUACAGUAUAGGGACAUAGAUGGAUCAAAUCUUCUUCUCAAGGCAUCGCAAGAAAGCAUAUCGCUGCCCACCUUCAAGUACCUUCUGUCAAAAGGGCUGGAUAUUCACCAAAAGAACGAUGACGGGAUACCUAUGCUUGCUUUCCCUUCGCUUCAAGUCAGAUACAUCGACUACUUAUCGCAGCAUCGAUUGCUCGAUAAACCGUUACCGUCUCCCGCACCAAAUGCAGACAACAUUCUCAACAACGCCAUCGUGUUUUGCACAACGAGCCAGGUCAAGCGGUUAUACAGAUCCCUACCACCGCAUGAUGCCGGUAUUCUCUUGAACAUGAGGAGUAGACCUCAAGGAUCCCCUCUGUGUCUGGCGGUUUUUCGAAAUAAUGCGGCGAUGACGGGUCUGUUGCUAGAUCUUGGAGCGGACGUGAAUAUGGCAGGGUGUUGGUUUGGGACACCUCUCAUGUGCGCCAUUACCUUCGGGAAUUUAGAGCUGGUUAAGCUACUUGUCCGACGAGGCGCCAGUCUAGAACACACUGAUAAGAACGAGGAGAUGGUUAGUGGACUUGAGAAGAGUCUACCGUAUCCUGACAUCACUCGUUGGUUACUGGUUGGGCGGUUCCAAGAUCAGAAGAUGCUGGGAGAUAAGGCGUUCAAUGGUGAGUGCGCCAUUAGGCCAUGGAGUGGCAAAAGAGAGUACACGACUCUAUUGAAAGGUUCUCAUCGACGUCGUUGGGAAGAGUCGACUCUUGAUUACUGUAAAAGACUUGCUGAGCUGAAGCGAAUAAUGAGAGGGAGUGAGGCUUUUACAGAGUUUGUCUAG
This is a messenger RNA of Fusarium musae, 6303 nucleotides long. RefSeq lists its product as uncharacterized. The transcript is spliced from 4 exons. The coding region runs from base 1 to 6303 and encodes 2100 amino acids. The record is from RefSeq and is a predicted model, not a curated record. NCBI's taxonomy places the organism in Eukaryota, Fungi, Ascomycota, Sordariomycetes, Hypocreales, Nectriaceae. Gene Ontology annotation, molecular function: protein binding.